GCACCACAAAAUAACAAAAAAAUAAAAAGGAGAGAGGAGAGCCACCCCCAUCGCCUCGUCUCUCCUCUCCUCUCCCCGCAGAUCUUCCCCGUCGCCGGCCACCAUGAACUCCUACUCCGGCGACCGAUCCUCCUCCCGCCCCACCACCACCACCUCCUUCGACUCCUACAACUUCGACUUCGGCGCCAACUCCUCCCGCUCCUCCGCCUCCCGCCCCCUCCGCGACCAGCGCCCCACCAACCCCUCGCCGAGGCCAGCCGCCACAACAAACACAUGGUCACACCAGCCGGCCAAGACGUCCUGGACCCACCAGCCGUCCCCCGCCGCCGCCUCGGCGCUCGGAUCCGGGCCCGUCUCCAUGGUCGGCGACAUCUCCGGCCGGAGCUGGGGCGCCACCGCGCCCUCCUCCGGCAUCGGCCUCCCCCAGUCCAACAACCCCAACCUCUUCAGCGACCUCCUCGGCCCCGCGCUCGGCUCCACCCGCGCCCAGUCCAACGCGCCGCUCAGAUCCCAGCCCUCCAGGCCGGCAGGCGCCAACCCUAGCACCAACAGCGCUCCCUUCUCGAUGGGCGGCAUGGCGAGCACGCUCCCGAAAACCACCGGGGCGCCCAUGGCCUCAGCUGGCUACGGGGUUGGUGGCCGACCGAUGAAGCCCGUGGGCAUGGCGUCGGCUGCCGCAGCUCAGCAGCCCAUGGGGCAGAAGAAGGAUCCCUUCGGCUCCAUCGAUCCCUUCGCGGCCAAGCCUAUGAAUGCCGCAAAGCAGGCAGGCUCGGUCAAACCGGACCAGGGAUUUGCCGCGUUCCAGGGCGUGAGUUCGGGCGUCGACGCGGGAUUCAGCGGUUUCCAGAGUGCCGGCGCUGGAUUCAGUAGCUUCCAGAGUACCCCGAAGCCAUCCAGUGCUACUCCUCCUACACCUGCACCCGCUCCGGCGCCUGCGGUGAACUCUGGCCUGGAUCAUUUUGACACGCUGUUCCCUUCAUCUGCACCAGCUGCUUCUGCAGCGAGCAAUGGUGGUGGUGACAUGUUUGGUGAGAUGGAUGACUGGGUGGACGUGGAGUCAGACUAUGUUGCUGGUGGUGACAGCGGUGGCACAACCACAGAGCUGGACGGGCUACCAGCACCACCGUCUGGGUUGACAGCAUCUGCUGCCAAGGCAAAGGGAAUGGACAAUUACAAGGGUGGCCAGUAUGCUGAUGCUAUCAAAUGGUUGUCCUGGGCUGUUUUGCUCAUCGAGAAGACUGGCAAAAAUGCUGGCAUUGCGGAGGUGUUAUCGUCAAGGGCCUCGUCUUACAAGGAGGUCGGCGAGUAUAAGAAGGCUAUUGCCGACUGUUCCAAGGUGCUAGAGCAAGAUAAGGAGAAUGUGUCUGUGCUAGUGCAGCGGGCUCUCCUAUACGAGAGCAGCGAGAAAUACAGGCUUGGGGCAGAUGACCUGCGUUUGGUUCUCAAGAUUGACCCCAGUAAUAGGCUCGCCAGGAGUAUGAUUCAUCGGUUGAACAAAAUGGCUGACUAGGGAUUUUUCGCCAAGUUCCCUUAUGUACUAUCACUGUAAUCCAUCCCUGACAUGGAAACUGUGAGUUACUUCAUAUUAUUUUUACUACUAUACUUGUGGCUUUGGGGGAAUCAUUUGCAACUGUGUUGUUAUGAAGCACCAUCAUGACAUCUUUACACAGUAUAUUCUUUGAUUGGUAUUGUAUGAUCAUAUAUUGUAUUAAACUUAUUUCAAGAGUUUAUAUGUUGAUAUGAAGCCUUCAUUAAGUUC
Molecule: messenger RNA, 1759 nt
Organism: Lolium rigidum
Lineage: Eukaryota; Viridiplantae; Streptophyta; Magnoliopsida; Poales; Poaceae
Product: protein SPT2 homolog
Exons: 2
Coding region: 104-1510 (468 amino acids)
Molecular function (GO): protein binding
Source: RefSeq, a predicted model, not a curated record